AUGGGAAAAGAAGUGAAUGGGGAAGAAAAGAGCUGCUUCGGCAGCUGGGGCAAAGCGUCUGGCAAUGUCCGAGAUGCGCAACCGUGGGUGGCUCAGCGUCUGCAAAUGCUGAGCGCUUUCAUUGUUCGAGCACGUGAUUUUCAGCUUCAGCUGUUCCAGAAGGAUUUGGAUUUCUUGGCCCAACGCGGUGUGCCAAUUUCCAUGAUGUGGUGCGCUGUUGGGACCUGGGGGCUCCGACCAGGGGCUUCGGAGAUUGGGAGCUCCGAUGGCACGUGUGUGGGCGGCAACCUGCUUGCUGCUGCAACCUCUUGGUCCUCGGGGAUGGAUCACGGGAUUGCUGGGGAUGAAUGCCCUGCUCAGGGGCCACCUUUGGCGAAUGAGCCUUGUGCGCAUGCUCCUGACAUGCAGGCAGGUGCAACAUUUGGGCACCACAUGAUUGAGGACAGUUUCUCUGAGGAGUUUCUUUACUACGCGCCGCAGGCAAGUGCAGCAUUUGGGCUCCACUUGAUUGAGGACACUUUCUCUGAGGAGUUUCUUUACUACGCGCCGCAGCAGCAGCUUCUGUCCUCAGCGCCUGGUCUGGACCUUGGUGCUGGGCCAUGUGGGACGUCGACUUGCGCUGCUGAGAACCCUGUGUGUGACAACCAAGAAAUCAAUAAGACCCGUGAAAGGGCAAAGAGCCUUAGAGGCCUAGCUAGGACCGAUUGUGAGUGUCAAGAAAUCAACAAGACCCGCGAAAGGGCAAAGAGCCUGAGUGGCCUAACUAGUGUUUCUUGUGAUGGUGAGUGCGAGCUUGACUGUAGCAAGAAGAGACUUUACGGCCGUGUUCUUAAAGUCUUGUGGGGGCUCUGCACUACCAAGACCCGCGAAAGGGCAAAGAUCGAGACUGAAGCUGGGCUACUGGCGCCAGCUACUUGUGCUAGAGGUAGACCUGGCUCCUCGGAGCCCCCCGGUUCUUCCUCCUCGCAGUGCUGCUGCCAUGGCCUGGGCUCGCUGGCGGACGGCGACGGUGGCGGCCAGUUCUACAUCGCGCAGGGCAAGGACGAUGGUGCGGCGGUGGGUGCAAUCCGGGUGUUGAGUUUUUGGCAGGAGGAGGUUUGCUCCGAUGGCUUGAUGCACAACUGCGUUUGUGGACUGCGGCACAAUCUGCGAGUGCACCUUUUCCUCCGAGGCUGGGUGGUGACGUGCAAGUGCAAGGGAUCUUGGGAUGCCAGUGAAGUGAUUGCCUCUGCCUGUGCAAGCACUCUAAUGACUCAGGUGUGUCUUGAUGGUGUUUUCUCUGAAGCUACAAGUGCCCAGGACCAGGACUCUGCUGCUGCCUCGCGCUCCUGCCUGCCUGAGGGCUGUUCGGGUCCCACCGGCCUGCGGUUUGGAGGCGGCAACCCGUUUGAGGGCAUGAUGGCCAGCAUCACUGAACAGCUUAUGCCCAUGAUCACUGCGCUCAUUCAGAAAGCUGUGCAGGAAGCCAUUGCAAAUGCAAUGGGAGGUGCCCCGGCAACCCCUCCCCGUGUUGUGCUGCAGGAGCCGGACCUGGAGCGGGGGCCCAAACGCCACAAGCCUGACCCUACCCGAAAAAACCACGAUUCGAGCCGCCAUCCCACUUCUCGUGAGCCGGGCGAGGGCAAAGCAUCUGGUGGCAGAGGUGGUCAGCCUGUUGCUGCAAAGGGAUCGGCCAAGGGUGCUGCUAAAGGUAGUGCAGAGGUGUCCCCACCCAAGUCUGGAUCAAAGGGUAAAGGGCAGGGAGACCGGCCUCCUCGUGAUGCUGAGGGCUGGACCAAGGUUCAGCGUGCUCCCCCGCAGGGCCCCUUCCAGCUCCGAUCGCAGGAUUGGAGCGCGCAGCUUUUGUCGCAGGAUGGAAUUGCCAAAGCAUUGGACGACCUUAAACCGGGUUCUGCUCUGGAAGCUGUCAUUCUUGUCGAGCCCUCGGCGCUGCCGAGAAUUCGGUCCCGGGAAGUGUGGGUGAUCUUCUGCGUUUCCGACGACUCUCGAGAGUACCCCGAGGAGAUCUUCUCUGUUACGAGCGGUGCUGUUGUGGACUUGCGUGCCGGAGGUGACGAUGCCUCCCAGUGCUCGGGUACGGUUUGGACAGGCAGCGCCCGAUCCAACCGGUCCAAGGCCAGUCGAACCUCCUCUGUGAAGGCGGGUACUGUGUGGACUGCUGUCAAAACAUCGAGCAAAAAGGCCGUUUCACAAUCCAGGCGUGAUGCUUCAGUUCCGAGUUCGCAAAGGGAUGAUUGCAUUGCUGGCCAUCGGUCUGGCCCAAGUUGUCUCAAGCGCGCUCGCGGUGCCGCCGUGACGGUAUGGUCCCGAGCCGUCUCUUCAGACGCUUCCGUGCAUUCUCAAAUGCCUGCCUUGCUGGAGUGGGACGAUGAUGAUGCCCCGCGCCCUGAGCGUUUGCAUCAUGCCAACCGGGCCCUGCCUCAGUCUGCCCUCGUUAUGGCCCGUCGUAACCGCGGCCGAGCUUUCCCUGAUGGAGUUGCUAAAUGCAGGCUUUGUCCCUUCCGCCGCAAGUGUGCUGAUCCUGUGAAGGCUUAUGCGGCCUAUCAGCGGCAUUUUUUGGAUUCGCAUCCGGGGGAGAAGCUUGGACUCGCUCCUGCAUGCAAGGCCUCCUGUGUUCGUAACCUCGCUGAUGGCGAGGAGGCGCACUGGAGAUGCAAACGGUGCCAGGCAGCCAUCUCGACUGCUGAUGCGGCCCGCUUUGGCAAGGACUCCCUGUGGCGAUUUCGCCGGGAGCAUAAAACAAAGGCCCACCCGCGCGUCUCUUGGGCUGUGUGGAACAAGGAAGCGAAAUCACAUUCGGCUACCAAAUGGGCCUCAAAGAUUAGUGUCACUCGUAACAAUGCCCAGAAGGCUAAGCUCCUGCCGGUGCUGCGCGAGCUUGAGGCUCAGGACUUUGAUGCCUUCGGGUGGCCGCGCCAGGCCGGGAAGGACACCAAUACUGUUGAUAAGUAUCCCUUGCGCAUAUGCCCGGCUUGGGUGUGCCGCAAAUGCCGAGCGCCGUGCCCCUCUGCAGAGAUUGCUCGGAAGCAUCGUUCGGUCAAGGGACAGUGCCCUUCUCGCACUGCUAAGGCGAGGGCGUGGAUUCGGUUGCGCUCCCUUGCUGCCAAUAAAAAGCUUCAUGAUGCCGCUCCUGCCUCUGUUCGCAAAGAGCAAGGCGAGCUCGCUUUCGCUGCUGCUGAAAAGGCCUUGCGAGCCCCCAUGUUGUCGGUGUGA
This is a messenger RNA of Symbiodinium sp. CCMP2592, 3213 nucleotides long. The record is from the annotation of a GenBank genome assembly. Lineage: Eukaryota; Dinophyceae; Suessiales; Symbiodiniaceae.